AUAUCUAGUAUUAGGUAGAACCCUAGCUAUCGUACAGAAGCGGGGUCUCUGCCCUUGCGAUCCCCUUUGUAUCCUCAUGAACCGAACCAAUUUCAAAAUUUCAGAGAGUAAAUCGAGUGGUAUUUCGAACAUCAAUUGAUCUGGGUCUUACAGGAGGAUUGGCGCGAGGAGGGAGAAGGAUGGGGAUGUCCGGAGCCUCGCCGGGGAUAGAAAAGGAGGAGGAGGAUGGAACUCACCUGCGCCGCCGUUGGAGCUCCUGAAUCGCGCCGCCGCCUGCGCUUCUUUCUUUUCCUCGAGCGGGGGCAAAGGGGUAUGUUUGGCAGGGAGGGGCUCUGGCUAGUGAAUGUCAAGGCACUAUCGAGGAGCAUGGAGGCUUCGAAUAUUCAGGCUGGUUUCCAAUCGCGAAUACCACAUCCAUCUGAAGAGGAGCGAUAUUCGGGUCAGACCAAUGCCAAUAUCCAAUAUUGAGGCCUAAUAUCAACUUCCAAACGAGGUAUAUAAAGGAAAACCUCUGUUAGUUGUUCCUCUCGUGAAAAUCCCCAAAUUACUUUGAGGCACCAAAUCACCAACAUCCUCACACCAUGUCGCGGCACGGCGUCUUGCCCGAGCAAGAGGACAGGAUUGAUCUCUCGCCCGCCACACUUCUCCCCAAGGUGAGAGCUUACGAGAUGGCAGGAGGUGAGCACACCAAAGGAUUAGCUGAGCUCAAGAUUGUGGAAGGGGCAAUCGGGAAUCUGAGCAGGGAGGCAUUGCCAGGGCCGGUGUAUGGGUUCCAGGAGCUAGGUCUGGCGGAAGCACUUCUGCACAACUUGGCGAGGUGUCAGUUCGAGACCCCGACUCCGUUGCAGUGCUACUCGAUCCCGAUGGUGCUGGCCGGCCGGGACCUGUUGGUUUGCGCGCACAAGGGGUCCGGGAAGACGACCGCCUUACUCAUCCCGGUGUUGAGUGGGCUGGUGACGGCGCCGGUAGCAGCAGCAAGAACAAAACCACGCGCGCUCUUGCUCGUGCCUACCGCCAGGCUUGCAAAACAGAUUGGUGCUGAUAUCAGGAAAUUCUCUUACCGAACUGGAAUAAGAGUUCAUUCAAAGAUGAAAGGGAAGAUGCAGAAAUGUCAGCUUGAAGCGAGCAUUGAUAUAGUUGUUUCUACACCCCUACGUCUUAUCAACAUGGUUAGAACCUCUCAAGUCUCCCUUGAGGCAGUAAAGUAUCUGGUCAUAUGCGAGCUUGGUUUGAUGCUGGAUAUGGGGUUUGAAAAAAUGUUAAGGAAGAUAGUUGAUGACAUGCAUAUUCCACCGAAAUCUGCCAGACAUACUUUACUUUCCAGUGGUACUUUCCAACCAGCAGUACAGAAACUGGCUUGGGAUUUCUUGUCAGAUUACUUAUUUAUCACCGAUGGGAGGUUGGAGUUCAGUAUUGGCCUAACUAAGCAGAAAAUUGAGCUUGCCUCUGAAGCAGAGAAAAGAGGCCUCCUGCUAAAUCUGUUACAGAAGCAAUCCGUCUCUUCUGCCGGCAUGAGCCAACUCAUAACAGUAGUUUUUGUCGAGACAAAAGGAAAGGCUGAUUCAUUGAAGAAUUGGCUAUGCAAUGAAGGUUUUCCUGCAACAGUGAUCUUUGCUGACAGUUCACAGCAGGAGAGAGAGAGCACAUCGCUACCUUUCCAGAUUAGCGGCAUUUCUAUCCUGAUUGCUGCCAAUGCAGCCUCACCAGGCUUGGACGUUGCAAAUGUUGAUCAUUUGAUUAACUAUGAUCUUCCAAAGUCUGUUGAGGAAUAUGUUGAGAGGAUUAGAACAUUUGGGAGAGUUGGUUCUGCCACUUCCUUCUUCACUGAGUCCAACCGGUCCAUAGCAAAAGGCUUGCUGGAAUUGAUGAUUGAGGCAAAUGUAGAAGUGCCACAUUGGCUGUUGGACUAUGCUAAUCCUGAUUAUACUUGUAGAUCUGUGGAAUUGGACUCAAAAGAUGAGGAGAAUGAUAAGUACAGAUAUGAUUUAGCUCGGUCUCUCGCCUCACGCAAGAUUGAUAACAUAUACGAUCUGGCAGGUGUUUGGGCUGAAUUAAAUUGCAGGAGAAAUAAGCAAAGCUUUGAUGAUAGUAGGAUCACGACAAUGUCUAAAGAUUGUUGUAUUGCAUUUACACAACAAGAAGAAUACAAGUUCCUCAAGUUCUAUUUCGUCAAGGUUACUCAGCAUUGUUAUAGCCCUGAAAGUUAUGGAAAAACCUAUUGGCAUUACAAUUUCAUUGCCAAGAUUAAGAGUAAAUCAGGAAUCUGGACUGAAGGUAUCUACUUUGCUGAAAGAAAAUUAGAAUGUGGUGUGGAGACAUUUUGUUGCUGUUUCCUGGAGCCGUCAGACAAUGGUGAGUGCUAUGGAUGUCAACAUGGGAAGGUGAAGGUUCGGCAUCCAACUAGAGGUGACUAUGAGAGAGGAACACCUGAUCAUGUUUGGCUUUCCGAUGGUGACUGUGAAAUUAGUGAUGAUGAUAUGGUGGACUUCUAAACUUGUGUAACAUUGCAUUUUCAAUUUGUGUACUGAAACACCAUACUUGUUGCGUGAGUAGGCAUUAACCUUUUACCACUUGUACUAAGGUUAAUUCCUCUCAAUGAGAGUACAAUGACAUGUUUCCAUUUU
Triticum dicoccoides is the source of this 2624-nucleotide messenger RNA. Its product is annotated as DEAD-box ATP-dependent RNA helicase 52A-like. Gene Ontology annotation, molecular function: ATP binding; RNA helicase activity; nucleic acid binding. The transcript is spliced from 10 exons. Bases 582 to 2492 code for a protein of 636 amino acids. NCBI's taxonomy places the organism in Eukaryota, Viridiplantae, Streptophyta, Magnoliopsida, Poales, Poaceae. The record is from RefSeq and is a predicted model, not a curated record.